GGCAGCUUCCUAUGUUGAGCGCGAGACGCAGAGGAUUCAGUCACGCGGAAAGUAGCAGAGUGCGCGUUUCACAUAAGACAGAACUGUGGACUUGCAAUCGUUCCUCUCAAAUCGCAUGAACAGCACGAGAAAGGUGGACAUUAUAAACAAGGAGACGUUGCUAUAGUAAGACUCCUAAGAAAUCACUUUAGAACCGGGAUACACUUCAGCAUCAGAACAUCCAAAGACAACUCGGCUGUGUUGGCGAGAGGUAGUGGACAUCAUGCAGCACUAUGGAGUGAACGGCUACUCUCUCCACGCGAUGAACUCCCUGAGCGCCAUGUACAACCUGCACCAGCAGGCCGCGCAACAGGCGCAGCACGCGCCAGACUACCGACCUUCAGUGCACGCGCUCACCCUAGCUGAGAGACUUGCUGACAUCAUCCUCGAGGCUCGCUACGGGUCCCAGCAUCGCAAACAGCGCCGGAGCCGCACCGCGUUCACCGCGCAGCAGCUUGAGGCCUUGGAGAAGACUUUCCAGAAGACCCACUACCCCGACGUGGUGAUGCGCGAGCGCCUUGCCAUGUGCACUAACCUCCCUGAGGCCCGCGUGCAGGUGUGGUUCAAGAACCGCAGGGCCAAGUUCCGCAAGAAACAGCGCAGCCUGCAGAAGGAGCAGCUCCAGAAACAGAAGGAGGCCAAUGGAGAGGGAGGUGACAAGGAGGAUUCUCCCACCACCAUCACUCCAGAGAACCAGCUCCCCCCAUCCUCCUCCUCUUCCUCCUUGGAGGUUGAGGGUCCGCCCUGUCCAUUGGUGUCAGAAAUUAGCAUGGAGUUAAAUGUGACCUCGGCAGAACAGUCAGGUUGCGAGUCGGCCACCGAGGACAACGCCACGGAUAAGGAGGAGGAGUCUAAGCCACAGAGGGAGGAGCUCAAGAGUGAGAGGGCGAUGACGCCAGGCAAUGUCUCUCCACCCUGCAAGCGGCUCAGUCCCAAACCUGAAUCCCCCAUGGUCUCUUCGUCUGUGACGCCCUCGUCCAUUGGUGUCAGUGGUGGGAUCUCCCAGAGCCACUCCUACUCCUCCUCCCCGCUCAGCCUCUUCCGCCUGCAGGAGCAAUUCCGCCAGCACAUGGCUGCCACCAACAACAUGGUGCACUACCCUUCCUUCGACAUGGGCACCCCCUCCUCCCUGCCCUACCUGGGCAUGAACGUCAACAUGUCCCCGGCACCUCUGGGCUCCCUGCCCUGCCAGUCAUACUAUCAGUCCCUGUCCCACCACGCGGCCCAGCAGGUGUGGAACAGUCCCCUGCUCCAGGCCUCUGCAUCCCUCCCCAGCCACAACAGCAAGACCACCAGCAUCGAGAACCUCCGGAUGCGGGCCAAGCAGCACGCAGCCUCCCUGGGACUGGACACGCUGCCUAACUGAGCCAGAGGAUCUGAGUGCGGCCUAGCCGGGGCAUCAAGACUACACCCCACCCAUCCCAUGUCUGUAACCUCCGUAGCCCGAUAGGAACCAUACCCAGAGGGUUUCGGGACAUUGGUAGCCAGAGUUUAGAAAACUAAAUUACAUUAUCUCACCCUGGACCGAGUUUUCUCCUGCUUCUUGCUUUAACAGUUGCCUAAUUUCUGGGCUUCCCACACAGCAGAUUGAAACACAACAAAGCACGCAUAGAAAUAAUAAUACUUAUUUGACCAACAACACCUGAUGAGUUUAGGUAGUCUUUACUCUUAUGCUGCUUUUUGACUGUAACACCAGUGUUACACUAGUGUGUACACCCUUAUGCUAUAUUAGGGAAAUUGUGUUUCCGUAGCUAGGGCUGACAGUGAGGACUUUUUAAGAGCAGAAUCAACAACCUCUGCAUAAUCAAAACAGUUGCCCCAAGUAAGAGCAGGUCCGCCGGAGCCAUGGCCCAGUGAGACACGGGUGCCGGUCCACGUAGAUGGAAACAGAAAAGUCUGAGCCUUUUGGGUAAAACACUGAGGCAAAUCCUGUAUGGAAAUACACCAUUAAAACGGGAAAUGGACUCUAAACCCGACAUUGUGAACGACCAGGCUAUACAUAGGGUCUCUACAGCUGAGCAAAUACAUUUCCUUUAGGACUAUUUACCUGUCUAGUGUUGCACUUGGUGAAAAAUAUUUUGCUACGUAAUGUUUACAGAAUAGAGGCACUUUUAAGGGAAUUUGGGUCUUCAAUGGGAAAAAUAAAUCUGUGCCGGCAUUGGUGCCAUUGAGAGACUACUUGUACCGUGGGACCAUUAACAAUUCAAUUAGGCCUUGUAUCUACAUAGCACGUUCUAAAAAGGCAAGCACAUACAUAAAUAUAAACUCAAGCCAUGUUCUCCACAAUUGCUUAAUUAGAAGUGACUAAUUUACCAGCUUAAUGGCCAGUAUUAAACCACUUUGUAUGGAGACUGGCUUGGUAAUGAGAAAAUGAUUUCAGUGACUAAAUGUGCAACGCUUUUAAUUACAUUUUGCUCUGGGCAGAGGGGGAGGGAAGCAUAUGCAAUUAUAAACAUGUAUACCAUUUAUGAUUCCCUUAUAUCCAAAGCGCUGAACAAAAAAACGGCCACAAAGGUAAGCAAACGAUGUGUCUCAACUCAGUGUGUCCUGCUGCACCACCAAAAGAAGACGACACAACACAAGCAGAUACACACCUGGAGAAAUGAACCUGCAUAUUUCAUGUUUACACCUAUUUUCGUCAUCUACCCCUUCUGAUGUAACUUGGUAACAGCAUCCCUACACAAACUGAAUAGGGGGUCCUUCAGGCCGGGGGAGUAGUAUACAGAACUUCCUAUUGUACCAGGAAGUUACUCUUUAAGCACUUGGAGGAGUGGCCAGUCUUUCAAUUCUUGUCAAAUAUAUGUCUGUGAUUCUCUCUGUGCUGGGAUCCCAUCAAGUCCAUCCACUCUGACAAUGUAAAUGAUUUCAAUAUGUAAAUUAAGAAGAAGAAGUUUAUCUAUUAAUGUUUACUAGUAAGGCAAAUGUAAAGGUUCUCAUGUUGUAAAUGUAUCAUAAACCGUCCCGAGUUGGGGAUUCCUGUAGUUGUCAGUUGUAACAUUGUAAUCAAUGGGCUCCCGCCAUUUCCUUACCUUCUCUUCCCUGGACAACCGAAGGUAUUACCGUCUGGUCGUCUAUGUGUCUCCUCCAGUUGAGUUCCAUUGUGACUGUGAUAUUUAAAAGUUCUACUGUUUCUCUCCAGCUGUCUCUGUCAUACUAAUUGGUCCAGUGGUAGAUUUAAAAUGACGGCGAGAGUAAUACAUAGGCAUUAUUAUUUUUUAUCUUAACAAUGUAGGUUCGAACAGUGAUGUUGCAAAAUAAACCCUAAAUAAAGCAAUGCUUGGAGAUCUUUA
This is a messenger RNA of Salmo salar (Atlantic salmon), 3329 nucleotides long. RefSeq names its product diencephalon/mesencephalon homeobox protein 1-A. Gene Ontology annotation, molecular function: RNA polymerase II transcription regulatory region sequence-specific DNA binding; DNA-binding transcription factor activity, RNA polymerase II-specific. Gene Ontology annotation, biological process: regulation of transcription by RNA polymerase II. The record is from RefSeq and is a predicted model, not a curated record. NCBI's taxonomy places the organism in Eukaryota, Metazoa, Chordata, Actinopteri, Salmoniformes, Salmonidae.